Molecule: messenger RNA, 3117 nt
Organism: Peronospora farinosa
Lineage: Eukaryota; Oomycota; Peronosporomycetes; Peronosporales; Peronosporaceae
Source: the annotation of a GenBank genome assembly
AUGGCCCCGUACGCUCCUACCGAUGGCAUUAGCAAGCUCGCUAUUGACCAGAGCAAGCACUUUACUGAAGCACUGAAGGAGGCUUUCAAGAGCACGGCAGACCACAAAAAGGUUGCGGCGGAGAAGGUGUCAGAGCUGGUGGGCGGUGAUGCCAACUUGAAUCUUGGUGUCGUCUCGCAGGAGCUACGCAAUGCGCUGACUGGCAACGAUGCCGACGCUAAGAUUGUGGCUGCGUAUGUCGUGGAUGAUCUAAUGCAGAAGUACGCUGAACGCGUAGAAGCCUACCUCGUGCCUUUACUGUCCGUGUUCCUAGACCUGCUGGCGGACAAGAAGCCGACUGUCCGUCCUGUGGCAGAAGAAGCUGCCUUGACCAUUAUCAGCUCAGCUAACAAGAACUCGACGAUCCGCCUUCUGCCAAUCCUGUUCGACGGUCUAGACCGUUCGAAGAAGUGGCAGACUAAGAAAGGCUCGCUCGAUCUCAUAGCUGCACUGUCUACGAUUGCCCCGUACCAGGUUGGACGCUGUCUGCCUGACAUUAUCCCGCAGGUGACGGACUGUAUGUGGGACACCCGUAAAGAGGUGAAGGUUGCCGCCAAGGAGACGAUGACUCGUGUCUGCAGCGUUGUGGGCAACAUGGACAUUGAGCCAUUCAUCCCGGCCCUGGUGAGCUGUUUGACGAAUCCCACGGAGGUGCCUGAGUGCACCCACAAGCUGGCUUCCACCACGUUCGUCAAGACCGUGGAGGCUCCUGCUCUUGCCAUCAUGGAGCCGCUGCUGAAGCGUGCUCUGGCUGAGGGUAAGACUGCUGUAAAGCGUCAGGCCGCUGUCAUCAUUGACAACAUGUGCAAGCUGAUGGAUGAUCCCGCUGAAGCUCAGUUGUUUAUUCCUAAGCUACUGCCUGGUUUGAAGAAAGUUAUUGAGACCCAAGCUGAUCCUGAGUGCCGUGAGGUCGCCACUCGCGCACACGAGACUCUGUUCGUUGCUGGUGGUUCCAUGGAGGUAUCGGAAGACGAGCUGAAGGUCGACUAUGAAAACAUCCACAAGGUUGUGAUCGAGUCGAUUGCCUCUAGUCCCGCUGCCGUGAAGGCCGAAAUUGACAGCUUCACCAUCGACUACGUGACGGGCAUUUGCUACUUCCUGGUGGUUGCUCGCAACUUCAACAAGGCUGUCUUCGAGAAGGAGAUCAGUGCUUAUUUUAAGGCUUUUAUGAGUGCUACGGACCUGAAGCCACUCUCGAACGAGAUCCGCGACCGCUGCUUCAAGGAGAACAAGUCGAUUUUCAUUGAGGACGUGGAUUGCGAUGAGGGUAUUCCUGACCUUUGCAAUUGCGAGUUCUCGCUUGCCUAUGGUGGUAUGAUUCUGUUGAACAAUGCUCGUCUUCGCCUAAAGCGUGGUCACCGUUACGGUCUGUGUGGUCCUAACGGUUGUGGUAAGUCGACGUUGAUGCGCGCCAUUUCCAACGGCCAGCUGGAGGGCUUCCCUAGCCGCGACGAGCUGAAGACUGUGUUUGUGGAGCACAACCUGCAGGCUUCUGAGGCUGAGCUGUCCGUGGUGGACUUUAUUCUAGUGGAUGAGGAUCUGAAGAACACUCCGCGCAAGGAGGUCGAGGACACUCUUGCCGGUGUGGGUUUCACCCCUGACAUGCAAGCUCAGGGCGUUGGUACUCUUUCUGGUGGUUGGAAGAUGAAAUUGGAGCUGGCCCGUGCCAUGCUGCAGAAGGCAGACAUCUUGUUGCUUGAUGAGCCGACGAACCAUUUGGACGUCAAGAACGUCGCGUGGCUGGAGAACUACCUGACGGGUCUGACGAAUGUGACGUCGAUUAUGGUGUCGCACGACUCUGGCUUCCUUGACACGGUCUGCACGAACAUUAUUCACUACGAGACCCGCAAGCUGAAGAUCUACAAGGGCAAUCUUUCCCGUUUCGUGGAGCAGAAGCCGGAGGCCAAGGCCUACUACGAGCUGGAGUCGGAGAAUGUGAAGUUUACGUUCCCGGAGCCUGGCUUCCUUGCUGAUAUCAAGAACAAGGGUAAGCCCAUUAUUCGUCUGACCAAGUGCUCGUACCAGUAUCCUGGAACCCCCAAGCCGUCGAUCAACAACAUCUCGGUGACGUGCGCUCUGUCUAGUCGUAUUGCUGUGCUUGGACCCAACGGUGCCGGUAAGUCGACGCUGAUUAAGAUGCUGACUGGUGAGGUUGAGCCGACGAGUGGACAGGUGUGGAAGCAUCCUUCCAUGCGUUUUGCCUACGUGGCUCAGCACGCUUUCCACCACAUUGAGUCGCAUCUCGACGAGACAGCCAAUCAGUAUAUUCAGUGGCGUUUCCAGUCUGGUGAGGACAAGGAGCUAUUAGCUAAGGCGACGCGAAAGCUGAGCGCGGAGGAGAAGGAGCAUUUUAAGAAGCCAGUGAACUGGGAGGGCGAGAAGCGCGUGUUGGAGGAGAUUGUGUCCCGCCGCAAAUUUAAGAAGAGCUUUGAGUACGAGCUGAAGUGGGAGAAAUGCCCGGUGGACGAGAACGCGUGGGUGCCGCGUGAAAAGUGUGAGAAGUGGGGCUGGGACAAGCUUCUGCAGAUCGCUGAUGACCGCGAAGCCGCCCGCGCCAACUUGCAGUCCCGCCCGCCUACCGCCAUUGCUGUCCAGAAGCACCUUGACUGCUUUGGCCUGGGUGCUGAGUUCGGUACCCACUCACGUAUGCGCGGUCUGUCCGGUGGUCAGAAGGUGAAAGUUGUGCUGGCCGCAGCUAUGUGGCUGAACCCGCACAUCCUUGUGCUUGAUGAGCCCACGAACUACCUUGACCGUGACUCGCUUGGUGCUCUUGCUUCGGCCAUUAAGGAGUUCAACGGUGGUGUGGUUAUGAUUACUCACCACAACGAAUUCUCCUCGGCCUUGACUCAGGAAACGUGGAACAUUGAAGCCGGUUUCCUUGCGGUUGAGGGCCAGCAGGCUGAGGACAAGACGAAGAUCGAGCAGAAGGACGAGGAGGAGGUUAUGGAUGCUUUUGGCAACGUAACAAAGACGAAGAUCAAGCGCAAACUUACGCGUAAGGAGAAGAAAGCCAAGGAUAAAGCUCGUAAGGAGGCGGAGGCUGCUGGCGAGUACUGGAGCGACUCGGACGAGGAAUAA